AGCGUAUGCGAGGGAGAGAGGCUGGGAGGGAGGAGGGAGGGAAGGAGGGAGGGAGGAGGGAAAGCGCCGCCGCUUCCUCCCGUCACUAAAGCAAUAACCUAUUAGGAUUUCUUUUUUUGAUUUUUUUUGAUUUUUUUUUUUUUGGGCAACUGUCACCCCAGAGCUAAAGAGGGAGAAGCACCGUCAGACCAACUCUUGCCAUUUCCAGUCAGAAGUUGCAGACUUCAUGUAGCUGCCUCUGCUCUGCCGAGAGAGAGGGACGGGAAUGGUGUGCAGUGCAGAGUGGAAAAUACCCCCGCUCUCAGAAGUGCACCGGAUUUUUCUCUUGCUGUUUGUUUGGGUUGUUGCGUGCACGUUAGGCACCCAAAGGAUCACCGCUUCACAGGAAUGAAACGUGGAGAGGAUGACUAACGACAGAACUGUGAAUUUGUUCCCUGGAGUUGAUAAUUUGCCACCCCGAAGCAACACAUAUCUCAAGGAGGAAGCGUUUGGCUGCUGCUGAUUUCUCCAAAACUGGUUUACCAGAUGCAUUGUGCUGUAUCUGCUGGAACAGAUCAUUGCUUAGCUGCAGCAGAUCGUCAAAGGUAGACAACUAACUGAUGUCUCCAAAUAAGAAAUGAGAUGUAAUGCAUCCUGCAGUCCAUGCAUGCCUCCUCUUGCAAAUCGCGCAUCAUUCCUCUCUGGAAACCUUUAAGUCCUAAAAUCCGUGGAAAGAGAAUAAAAACAUUAUCAUGGACCUGAGGGAUUUUUACCUGUUGGCCGCUUUGAUUGCCUGUUUAAGGCUGGAUUCUGCUAUAGCUCAAGAACUUAUUUACACUAUUAGAGAGGAGCUGCCUGAAAACGUGCCCAUAGGGAACAUACCAAAGGACCUGAACAUUUCUCAUAUCAAUGCUGCCACAGGGACCAGUGCCAGCCUUGUCUACAGAUUGGUGUCUAAAGCAGGGGAUGCACCUCUGGUCAAAGUGUCCAGUAACACGGGGGAAAUCUUUACAACAUCUAACAGAAUAGACAGAGAAAAACUAUGUGCUGGAGCUUCCUAUGCAGAAGAAAAUGAGUGUUUCUUUGAACUUGAAGUGGUGAUUCUCCCCAAUGACUUUUUUAGGCUGAUCAAAAUAAAAAUCAUUGUAAAGGAUACUAAUGACAAUGCGCCUAUGUUUCCAUCCCCUGUCAUCAAUAUCUCCAUCCCAGAAAACACUCUGAUCAACAGUCGCUUUCCAAUCCCAUCAGCAACAGAUCCUGACACAGGUUUCAAUGGUGUGCAGCACUAUGAGUUGUUAAAUGGACAGAGUGUCUUUGGACUGGAUAUUGUAGAAACUCCAGAAGGGGAGAAAUGGCCUCAGCUGAUUGUGCAGCAGAACUUGGACAGAGAGCAAAAGGACACCUAUGUGAUGAAAAUCAAAGUGGAGGAUGGAGGUACCCCCCAGAAAUCCAGCACAGCUAUCCUGCAAGUCACAGUAAGUGAUGUCAAUGAUAACAGACCAGUCUUUAAAGAGAGUCAAGUAGAGGUCCAUAUACCAGAGAAUGCCCCUGUAGGCACCUCUGUAAUUCAGCUUCAUGCUACAGAUGCUGAUAUAGGAAGCAAUGCAGAAAUCAGAUAUAUUUUUGGUGCCCAAGUCGCCCCUGCAACCAAAAGAUUUUUUGCUUUAAACAACACCACAGGGCUGAUUACAGUUCAGAGGUCCUUAGAUCGAGAAGAGACUGCUAUUCACAAAGUGACAGUGCUGGCUAGUGAUGGUAGCUCUACACCAGCCCGGGCAACUGUCACCAUCAAUGUCACUGAUGUAAACGAUAACCCUCCUAACAUAGACCUCAGGUACAUAAUAAGUCCCAUCAAUGGCACAGUGUACUUAUCUGAGAAAGAUCCCAUCAAUACAAAGAUUGCCCUAAUUACGGUUUCAGAUAAGGACACUGAUGUGAAUGGCAAAGUGAUCUGUUUCAUUGAGAGAGAGGUCCCCUUCCACUUGAAAGCAGUUUACGACAACCAGUAUUUGUUAGAGACCUCUUCCUUGUUGGACUAUGAGGGCACCAAAGAAUUCAGCUUUAAAAUUGUGGCUUCUGAUUCUGGCAAGCCCAGCUUGAACCAGACUGCCCUGGUAAGAGUUAAGCUGGAGGAUGAAAAUGACAACCCUCCGAUUUUCAGCCAGCCUGUAAUUGAGCUGUCAGUUUCUGAAAACAACCGGCGUGGUCUAUACUUAACAACUAUUAGUGCCACAGAUGAAGACAGUGGGAAAAAUGCAGACAUUGUUUAUCAGCUUGGUCCUAAUGCCUCCUUUUUCGAUCUGGAUCGAAAGACAGGAGUUUUGACAGCCUCCAGAGUUUUUGACAGAGAAGAGCAGGAACGUUUCAUUUUCACUGUUACAGCCCGAGAUAACGGCACCCCUCCUUUGCAGAGUCAGGCGGCUGUAAUUGUUACUGUGUUGGAUGAAAAUGACAACAGUCCCAAAUUUACUCAUAAUCAUUUCCAGUUUUUCGUAUCAGAGAACUUACCAAAGUAUAGCACGGUGGGGGUGAUUACAGUGACUGAUGCAGAUGCUGGGGAAAAUAAAGCAGUGACCCUUUCCAUCCUGAAUGACAAUGAAAACUUUGUGCUGGAUCCGUACUCUGGAGUUAUAAAGUCCAACGUUUCUUUUGAUCGAGAACAGCAGAGCUCUUACACUUUUGAUGUUAAGGCAGUGGAUGGAGGGCAACCUCCUCGCUCUUCUACAGCAAAAGUAACAAUAAACGUGAUGGAUGUUAAUGAUAACAGUCCUGUUGUCAUCUACCCACCUUCUAAUACUUCUUUUAAGCUGGUGCCACUCUCAGCAAUUCCAGGAUCGGUGGUAGCCGAAGUCUUUGCUGUGGAUAUAGACACUGGCAUGAACGCUGAGCUGAAGUACACGAUUGUAAGCGGCAAUAACAAGGGUUUGUUUCGGAUUGAUCCAGUGACAGGUAAUAUAACUCUGGAAGAGAAACCAACUCCUAAUGACGUGGGCCUGCAUCGCUUAGUUGUCAACAUAAGUGAUUUGGGUUAUCCCAAAUCCCUGCAUACUCUUGUGCUUGUAUUUUUAUAUGUAAAUGAUACUGCUGGAAAUGCCUCUUACAUUUAUGACUUGAUACGCAGGACUAUGGAAACCCCUUUGGAUCGGAACAUAGGGGACAGUAGCCAACCCUACCAAAAUGAGGACUAUCUCACAAUCAUGAUCGCUAUCGUGGCGGGUGCCAUGGUUGUCAUAGUGGUGAUAUUUGUCACGGUUCUUGUUCGCUGUCGACAUGCAUCCAGAUUCAAAGCUGCCCAGAGGAGCAAGCAAGGUGCUGAGUGGAUGUCUCCCAAUCAGGAAAACAAGCAAAACAAGAAAAAGAAAAGGAAGAAAAGGAAAUCUCCAAAGAGCUCUCUUUUGAACUUUGUGACCAUUGAGGAGUCCAAACCUGAUGAUGCAGUUCAUGAACCUAUCAACGGGACAAUAAGCCUUCCAGCAGAGCUGGAGGAGCAAAGUAUAGGAAGAUUUGAUUGGGGCACAGCACCACCAUCAACCUUUAAGCCUAACAGUCCUGAUCUUGCCAAGCAUUACAAGUCUGCCUCUCCGCAGUCUGCUUUUCAUCUCAAACCUGACACUCCAGUUUCAGUGAAAAAGCACCAUGUGAUUCAGGAACUCCCGUUGGACAACACCUUUGUUGGUGGUUGUGACACCCUUUCCAAACGCUCUUCCACUAGUUCAGAUCACUUCAGUGCCUCAGAGUGCAGUUCCCAAGGAGGCUUCAAGACAAAGGGCCCCUUACACACCAGACAGGCUGCCUAUGAGUCGAAGAUUGGGAAUGUUGACAACCAGGAGAAUACGGUUCCGGAUAUACUUUUGUCUUCAGGUGGGACAAGAGUGUUGAAUGUGAUGGCACUGAAUUUUGGAGAUAUGCCGAAGUACUUGUGGGAGAUUUGGGUACCUGACAAACCAUGGGUGUCCCAGCGCCGUGUUACAUUUCACCUCCCCGAUGGCUCCCAGGAAAGCUGCAGUGACAGUGGUCUGGGAGACCACGAGCCAGUGGGUGGUGGAACCCUGAUCUCACACCCUCUCCCUCUGGUUCAGCCGCAGGACGAAUUCUACGACCAGGCUUCUCCGGACAAGAGGACUGAAGCUGAUGGCAAUUCUGACCCCAACUCGGAUGGGCCUCUUGGUCCACGAGGAUUAGCUGAAGCUACAGAGAUGUGUACUCAAGAAUGCCUGGUUUUGGGUCACUCAGACAACUGUUGGAUGCCUCCUAGCUUGGGCCCAUACCAACAGCCAAAGUCUCCUCUCUCCACCUUUGCACCUCAGAAGGAAUGGGUUAAGAAGGACAAACUAGUUAAUGGACACACAUUGACCAGGACCUGGAAAGAAGAUAGCAACAGAAACCAGUUCAAUGAUCGAAAGCAGUAUGGUUCCAGUGAGGGCCACUUCAACACUGGCAACCACAUCACUGACAUUCCUUUGGCCAACUUGAAGUCUUAUAAACAGGCCCCAGGAUCUGUGGAGAGUCCAAAGGAGCACCAGCUAUAAGAAAUGGUUACUUUGGACCAAUGACUUUAGCUUACUUAGACUUGCUAAUACUAUGUGUGUGUCAGAGCUUUAUGUACUGGGUAGACCUCUAGAACUAUGCUUCACCUAGCAGAGAUAUGCAUAUCUUUAUGUUAGCACCGUGGAAGGUAUGAUGUCCUGCAACAUGAAAGAGUGUUUCUACUAGUUGUGUGGUUUUGUUAAAUAGACAUGAUUAAAGUCUGCAGAGAUCUCUCCAGUUUGAAAAUAUACUUUUUUGUUUCUUUGUUUUUUUGACCCUGGACUGCUGCUAUGAACAAAAGAAGAUGCAUUUGGAGCGUGAGAGAGUGCGAAAGCUCAGCGGAUUGCAAAGAUUGAAAAGCAUAUCCAGUUAGAAAAUUGUGCUUUUGUUGUCAUUGAUCUAUGCUGGGACUGUUAUACUUGAGAUCAUAUUGCAAGCAAUUGAAGCUGUAAACAUUAAACCUAUUGUGCUAUUAACAAUGUUAGUGGACACUUGUAAGUCAAUCAGCGUUCAAAUACUUGUAAAUAGCAACAAUUAUUACUUACGAUUUUUGUGUACUUAUAAUGUUCACUUGAAAAGAUACUGUAGCAUAUUUCUGUGUUUCACAGUUGCUUUUUAAUUUCUUUCAUUUGCUUUCUUGUUUUGCUUUUAUUUUCAGUGAUGGUGUUUCUGUGUUAGUAGUCUGUCUGACACACAAUGUUCCAAGAAACUUAAGCCGCUUGUAUUAAAAGUGAAAAAAGUGAAAAAAGGAAGAAAGGUUGUUUGUAGAAAAGGAAAAACCCCUUUUUUCUAUGUAGUAGCAAAUGAUGCCAGCAUUCAGUUAGAAUUUCUUCUUUUUUUCUAUUUUUUUUUAAAUUUAAUAUUAAGAAAUGAAAGGACUUGUGUAAGGGCUUAAAAGUGUAGCAAUUUUUUGUUUAAUUUCCAUUCUGUUCAUAAAACAGGGAAAUUGCAAAACAGAAGAAUAUUUAAAUGUGUGGUGGGUGGGCAAGGGAGAAGGCUAUUUGUUUGGGAUCCUUGAGCAAAUUACUUAUAGUCCGUCAUUUAAUGAGUGGUAGCUGAUGUUGAUCCCAGCUGAAAUACGUGGGGGAAAUUCUGCAGGAGCAAAAUACAAUAAUAAUGUUUUUCCAGUUGGGCAGGUGUGUGUCUAUAUCUAAGACAGUUUGUAUUGCUGAAACAGCAGCAUUUGUGUUGAUCUUCAUCUGCGUUAACGUUGUAGUAACACGAGUGUUUUUAGACCAUAGCCACAGAAUAUUUAAUGUGUUGUGCCUUCAUGAUGUAACAGAGCAUUCUCCUGGUAGGCUAGUUGGGGGAACUAAAGGGUUAAAUCUCUAAUUAUUGCUGUUUAGCUGUUUGUUAUCAUAGUUGGUCAAUGCCUGGCAGGUACCAGUAUCAUGUCACCUCAGCCAAAUCAGCAGAGUGACUCCUAAUGUUAGUAAGAUCUAAGUUGCACGCAAAGCAAAUCCAAAUCCAAAACAUUUUUAGAUGGUUUUUGUUAAGGCAUGAAAGAUGAUUUACACAAAUAAAUAGCAUGCAAAAAAGUCCUUACAGAAAAAAAGCAAGUUACUUAUGCCACAGUGAAACAUCAGUCUUAAAGUAACAUAAAGUAACAAAUUUAGCUAAUCUGAAGGUGAUUUUAUUUUUAACAAAAAAACAGAAUCUUUUUGUUUCUUUCUUUAUUAUUUUGUAUAUAGCAAUUUGCAUUUAUUUUUAUCUCCACAGUACAAAAGGCUUAAAAAUGGGUUAGGGGUGCAUUGCUUAUUGCAGUACUUAUGUCAGUUUGUGAGGGGUGUUUGAUGACUUUGACAGAAUAAAUAUCUAACCAGUUAUCCUUGUUACUGCUUUGCCAGUUCAACAUUAUUUAGUUAUUCAGCUUUUGCAAUAAAUGUUCUGAAUUUCUGAUUGUGUUGUGUUAGUUCUUGGGCAGAUUCCUAAGGGACUUUAUUCCUGCUAAUUUCUCUUUCCUUUUGUUAUUUUUGGUUGAUUUGUUUCUUUGCUUCAUUCUGAAUUUCUGAGUUAUUUUUUGAAGCAUACCAUGGUCCAUUAAGUUCAUAUGUAUCUAUAUGUGUAGGACUGGAGUAUACAGCAAAUGAUAAAACCUGAGGGCUAUAUUCUGGCAUUCCUGUGUAAGUAGGCACUUAUUAAAAAUUAGUUAUUUGACUUGAGUAAAGUUUUAUUUACUCAGUUCAAGGAUGACAGAAUCUAGCCUGCAUUUGUUAGGCCUACAUAGGCAUAUGGAAUUAGCAUCCUUGCAUGAAUCUCUGUAAAAGUACAGGAGUAGCAUAUAGGAAGUACAGCACUUGCCACACUUUGAUCUUUCUUUUGAAAGUAGAAUUAAGUCAUAUCAAAAUACAGUAAAUUCUUUCCUACAAGGAAAAUUUGAGUAGUUGCAUAAUAAUUUUUGUUGCAGCACAGGUAAAAAAACAAACAAAACAAAAGAAAAUGCUGAACAACCUUGAAAAAUAUGUAUUAAUAAGAGCACCUAUUUUUGAACAUGCUGAGUUUCAAAGCAGAGAUGCACUGAGUUCUAUAUUAAAACCAAAAAUACAACAAUUAUUUGAAAACUCAAAUAGCCCCAACCGGUUUAAAUUACAAAUGCCUUUUUAAACAGAAUAUAUUUGAAAAUAUUUCUAUCAUGUGUAGAAAAUAAAAUAAGUGAUUGUUGCUGCAAAAAGAGAACUAUAGUCUGUUUCAACCUUCAAUACUUUGUCCUAUUAUCAACCUGUGCAGGAGCUAAAACAAAUUGGUUCAAUUGCUAGGCAGGUGAAAAUUUUCUUAUCUAAUUUUCUCAAAUUCUGUGCAAUUUUAGAAUUUUAAGACCUUACCCAGCUUUGAAAAGGUUAUUAAAUAAAAAAGACGGGAGAAAUAGAAAGUUGAGAAAGAAAAAAAAAAAGAGAGCAAGAGAGAAAGAAACAGGAGGGAAGGAGAGAAGGAGAGAAGGAGAGAAGGAGAGAAGGAGAGAAGGAGAGAAGGAAGGAGGGAAGGAGGGAAGGAGGGAAGGAGGGAAGGAAGGAAGGAAGGAAGGAAGGAAGGAAGGAAGGAAGGAAGGAAGGAAGGAAGGAAGGAAGGAAGGAAGGAAGGAAGGAAGGAAGGAAGGAAGGAAGGAAAUAUCUGCAGCACUGAGAACUGCAUCUUAAUUCCAUUUAAGCUAAAUUAAUGUUUCCCAGAUGUUUCCACAGAAUUUAAAUUUGGCCCUAAACAUGUAUUUAGUAAGUGCCAUUCAUUUGCAACCAUUUGGUUGGCUCAAUCAGUAGUAGUACUACUAUUGUCUAAGACUCAGGAAAAAAAAAAAGGAAAAAAAAAGAAAAAAAUAAAAACCCUUCAGGAAUUCUGUGAUAUCUCAGAUGAGGACCUUUAAAAAAAAUUAAAAUCCCACUGCACCCAAAGAGAUGACAGCUGAGUAUUGGUGACUAUUCAAUUUUACUAUCUUUGAGGCUAAAUAUUGCUUAAAAUUAUUCAUAACCUGUCAUGUUACAGAUGCCUCUCUGAAGUGAGCUCUGCCUUUUUUGCUUUCCUUCAGACAGUGUCCUUUAUUUAUUUAUUUAGUAAUGCACACACUUAAAAGGCUGCUAAAAAUGUUUGCCAGAUAUUUUUUUCAUUUUUCAUAUUUUUGUUGUCACUGACCAAAUCCCUUAGUCCAAACAGAAAAUUGAAAGUAUGCAUAGGCAUAGUUACUUAGUCCUACUUAUUCUGAUGCUGUGCCAAUUCUUACUAAAGACAGAACCACUUAAAAAUAAUCAACAAAAAACCAUAAAAACAACAGAGAGUUUAGACUUGAACUGUGAAACAUUUUCUAAUGGUUUAAGUAGUGAUGUACUAGAACAGAUUGCCUAGAGAUGGGCUUGGUACUUUGAGGAAUAGAAAGGAAAAGUAGCUAACAACAAUACAUGGGGAUUUUUUGUCAGAGGGAGCAGAUGGAUUAGAUGCCUUCUUGAGAUCCUUAACAGAUGAUUUGACUUGCAGAAAAUGUCACAUCAUGGUAUGACUGAGCCCCACAGCAUGAUAAGGUCAUAUAAAAGAAAAAUCUUAUACUGUAUUUUCUUAGAGAAAUAGGUUAAUAAAUUGCCUACUCAAUGCCCUUUGUUGGAGUUCACUUGGAACUCUGUGGAGCACUGUGUGAAUGCUGACAAAGAAAUAAAUGAAGUAGAAUUAGGAGUAUGCAGUAUACAUCAAUUUUAACAAAUAUAUAUAAAGAAAAUUAUAUUCACAAUCCUUGCUUAAUGUGGUUAUUACCUUAAUGAGUUAUUAUUAAGAUUCAAGAUCAGAAAAAAAUCUUAAGGACUUUAUCAUAGAGUACAGUAAAAUAAUGGAGAAACUUAGGAAACUUUGGAUACAUAAAUGGCACAAAUGCAGGAGAUAUGUAUCUGUGUUAAACAGCCUGAGUGAUAAAGACUAAUGUAGCUGACAUGAGAAAACAAAGAAAUGGGGAAAAGAAGAUUGCAAUAUUGAUCAGAAGUUGAAUCAUGGGAAGUUUUAAGCAAAGGGAAACAUUAGUUGCUUUAAUGAAAUAGAAGAUAUAGUGCAAAUCAUGGAAUGUGGCAGUAGGAGACCCACAGGCCAUAGACUUAUGGCGUCCCAAAGCACACAGGGGUGGGAUCCAGCAGCCUUAGUCUGUACCUCAAAGUAUGUUACAAAAGUAUGCUACAGGCAUGAGAGCACAGCAGUGGAGUCAUAUCCAAUUCAGACAGAAUGACAAGUUUUGACUCCCUAUGACCACAAAAUAUUUACCUGAUUCAGAUUAUAAAACUUUUUAUGGCAUGUAUCCUUGCCAUAAAAACGAACAAAUAAGCAGUAAGAGUUCUCUACAGGACAUGUCCCCACAUGAGCCAGUUAAGACUCUAAAAGCAACUCAGCACUCACAGCUCCUUUUUUCCCAUUUAAUGCACUUCUUUUGUGGAACUGUGUUCCAAAGUCUUGACUUUAAUUAAUUAACAUGCUUGAAAUAAUUUCUGCUGUGAUGAAAAACUCCAAAAAAGGGAUGAGCUCUAGAGCACAGAAAAGCAUUUUAAUAUACAGAGAACAUGAUACAACACAACCCAGAGGUGUAAAUCAGCUCAGUGUACUACAAAUAGUUGAGCUGUAAUGCAAUUAAUGUUAGUUUUAUUAACCUGCAUUGCUCACCCCCUUAGUGGACACAUCCAUCAAAUAUAAUUACCCUCUAAUCUAAAACCACCUCUGACUUUUCCUCUUGUUCCAAAAAGAGACUCUCAUUGGUAGAUGCUUACUUGCAAAAAUUAUGAGAUACAAUGAGAUAUUAUGAGAUACAUGAUACAAUAUUUGUUUCAGUUUAAGUUCUCUAAAAUGUAAUACUUUAUUUAACACAUCUGCUUCUGUUAUAAAAUACUUUAGCAAUAUAUAUGUAUAUAUAAAUGAUGAGAAUCCAUUCUAUACUUUGUUUUCAACCAGUUGAGUUGAAAGUAAGAUUAUAACAUAGAGGGCCAGGCUCUGAUCCUUCAGGGUUUAUUGUACCUCUUACAAACAAAAAUGUCAGGACCCGUACAAUAAUUAUUAACAGAAAUGUCAAGUCCUUUAGUAUAUUAUGGCCAAUAGAGCAGAGCAGUAUAUAAUGCUUUAGAAGAGGUAAACGUGCCAUUUCCAGAUUUUUAAAGCACAAUGUAGUUCACUUAUAAACUGAAAAAAAUGCCAAUAAAUGAAGAAUUACAAGUUUGGGUGGGGGGUGGUUUUGGCUUUUUUGUUGUUGCUGUUUUGUUUUGUUUUGUUUUGUUUUUUACGUUGAUGCAGACACAUCACUUUGCUGGAUAGUAAUAGAACUUAUGUGCUGACAUGUACCCUCAUCCUGCCAAAUAAUCUGCAGCUCUUUUGAGACAUUGAAUGCACUUAAUUUCUUUAGAACACAGCAGUAAGCCUCCUCUUACUGCAGCAGCUCAGAAUUUCACAGAACUGGGUCUGCAGUGAGAAGAGUAUCACAGACAUGUGUGUCAUAUGCUAUGUUUUGAAGCAAGAAUGCUUUUUCUAACUGCAGCAUCUCAUGGUUAGGUAGCAGUUUAUACUUCUACCUAACUGUGCAAUAGCAAAAAUGAGGAUGUUUUUAGCUAUCAGAAAGUAUCUGAAAUUCUCACUGUAUAUUAUGAAAAGAAAGGACUUAAAGAAAGUAAUGUCCCUCAUGUUCAAAAAUAAGUUGUUGUUCUUUCUUUCUUUCUUUUUUUUUUUUUUUGCCACAGCCAUUCUUAAGUCCACCUGUUGUGCCUAGGUAUUGCAACACAUUCUAAUAUUGCAUGGCAUGUAAAUAGAUACCUUAAUUACUCAUAAUGAAAUGAUUAUAUACACAUAUAUAUAUAUAUAUAUUAUAUAUAUAUACAUAAAUAUUAUCAGUCACAUAAUUACUCAGUAUUAUUUAAUGGAAUUUUGGGACUAUGGAUUUUGUUGUUUGAUGUACUUUAAACUGUAUGAAGCAGCAUAUUAUUAAGACUAUCCUCACCAAUGCUUUUGAUUAUUUAUUCAUUAAAUAAAGUGCUUUCUUUUGCUUGUUAUAAUCCUGUUUGUACAACCAUGUGAUAAUGUUAAAAUGGGUAAGUACUGUACGGGAAUUAUAACUGUUUCUUUUCUUGUCUAAAUAUAUACCUAAACCAAUAUUUAUUAGUGAA
Messenger RNA from Zonotrichia leucophrys gambelii, 11108 nucleotides. RefSeq names its product protocadherin 9 (gene PCDH9). Bases 732 to 4508 code for a protein of 1258 amino acids. The record is from RefSeq and is a predicted model, not a curated record. Gene Ontology annotation, cellular component: plasma membrane. Gene Ontology annotation, biological process: homophilic cell-cell adhesion. The transcript is spliced from 6 exons. Gene Ontology annotation, molecular function: calcium ion binding. NCBI's taxonomy places the organism in Eukaryota, Metazoa, Chordata, Aves, Passeriformes, Passerellidae.